This is a messenger RNA of Ailuropoda melanoleuca (giant panda), 1190 nucleotides long. Its product is annotated as protein FRG2-like-1. The record is from RefSeq and is a predicted model, not a curated record. Lineage: Eukaryota; Metazoa; Chordata; Mammalia; Carnivora; Ursidae. The transcript has 6 exons. Bases 66 to 1190 code for a protein of 374 amino acids.
CUACUUUUUAAAAAGAGAAAAGAAAGAAAAAAAAUGAAAUUAUCAGCGAGAAGAAUACUGAAAACAUGCUUUUCAUAGAUAUGGAAGAAACCCUUCUGACCAGCCCAGAUUCUGAGCAGCGGCAGGAGCUGCAGGAAGAUCGAAUUCUUCCAGCCAAUAGGAGCAAGCCACGCCCUACGGAGGGGCCUAUAAAAGGCAGGUCCUGGCGACCAGUCCACACUCUGGAGUCCGAGUGUUGCAGAGAGAGGAUCCUCCUUGUCGGCUUCAAGAUGGACUCGGGAACUGAAGGCUCAGACCCGCACAGCCCCUCCAUGCGACACCCCACUGACCAGCCGCCCUGCCAACAGAAUUCCUUUAAAGAAAGGGACUCAGAUGUGGCGGAGAAACCACUCGAGGGAAAAGAGGAGACAUUCUCUUCCCAGUUAAGAGAGAGCUGCCCCCAGAGGCAAGGGUCAGAGCCCAAGACUGAUGAGGAAAAUUCCAAGGAAACUGAGCUCAAAAGAGACAGCGGCAUCUCCGGAUCAGAAUCGGAAAGCUGCUCCAGUUGGGAGGACUCCAGGAAGAGGAAAAUCAGUUCGGGCGACAGCACCUGUGAUGGAGCAGGGGCCUCUCUAGCACAUGAGCGCAGUGUGACUCCGCGAAGGAAGAAACGCAGGGCGCCCGGCGAGGACCGCGGCCGCGAGAGCCAGGAGCCCGCGGAUGCACGUCUCAGGAGACGCGGGGCGCCCGGCGCGGGGCGCGGCCGGCGGAGCAGAUGCCGGUCCCCAGGAGUCCGGCCGCCUCCCCUUCGGAAGAGGCUGGUGACCACCCUGCGCGCCCUGUCUGCGGCCAUCUAUCAGGACGUGGCUCGGGCGUGCGAGCGGCAGAAGCACUCCCCGCUGACCCGGGAGCAGCGCGCGGGGCUCGCGGGGCUCGGCGGGCCCCUGUACGCGGCCCUGCAGACCGUCUACACCAUGGCCAACCAGGCGGCCUACGGCUUCCCUGCCGAGAGCUGGCUCGCCCCAGGCCCGCCGCCGGGCCCCGGGGCUCGCGCUGGGGGUGGAGGGGAAGCCCGGGGCCCGCCCCUCCCCGGGGCCAGAGCUAGGCUGCCCGAGCUCCGUCCGGCCCUCUGGGUGAGAACAAAACCCUGCUACGGCCCCGAGUCUCCCCGAAACCCAGCGGGGUGUGUUUUAGACACAGCGUGUCAGUGA